This is a messenger RNA of Aspergillus clavatus NRRL 1, 735 nucleotides long. RefSeq lists its product as uncharacterized. Bases 1 to 735 code for a protein of 244 amino acids. The transcript has a single exon. The record is from RefSeq and is a predicted model, not a curated record. Lineage: Eukaryota; Fungi; Ascomycota; Eurotiomycetes; Eurotiales; Aspergillaceae.
AUGGGUCGCUCCAAACAUACCUUUGAUGCAGAUGAUGCCACACUUGUGGACACAUCAAGCACAUAUCAGACCUCAAUGGCCCAGUCAAGCGCGUUGCAACAUACUAUUCCUCCAAAUCAAAGCAGCCCUGCUCGGCUUUAUCAUAUUUACAACAGUCUUUGGCGCCAUGAUUACAACGUAUCUACAGGCGACAAGGCUCCGCUAUACCACGUGAACAACUCCUCGCUUACACCCAAGAAGCCUGAUCUGACCAUUCAUGCCGGCACAAGCAUAUCGGCGCCUGUUGUGGCUGUUUGCAAAUUUCUGCAUUUCUCAAGGCACUUUAAAGUCGGUCUCGGAGAUCCACAAUCACCCAAUUCAGUCACCUGGGAAGAUCUUGUGUGUCUCAGCUUCGUUCAUGUAAGAUAUCGCUUCCAGAUGACAGUCGAUACUGGGAAUGGGAUUGAGCGGCGGCCAUUCGUAUGGAAGCACACAUAUUCUGUGGGAGUUGGGGACACUAAGCCUUCUCUGCUCACUUGGCGCAACUUCAAGCUUGUCGAUGAGGCGACUGAUCAGCUCAUUGCUGUCUUCACGAGCAAUUCGUGGGGAUACAAAAAGUCCGGAAAGCUUGAGCUUCACGCCAACUUUGGCCAGGAGUUCGAUUUGAUGGUCAUCAUAACCGGUCUUGCAUUGUAUGAGAGGCAGCGACGACAAAGGGCCUCGUCUUCAGGAGGAGGUGGUGGCGGCGGCGGUUAA